Messenger RNA from Oryctolagus cuniculus (rabbit), 3080 nucleotides. Lineage: Eukaryota; Metazoa; Chordata; Mammalia; Lagomorpha; Leporidae. The record is from RefSeq and is a predicted model, not a curated record.
AUGAGUAAACAUGCAAAUAUCGUAUCUUUGGCCCUGGCUCUGCGGAUCCAGAGCGAAGGACUGCCACAGAGGGAGAGAAAGCCCAGAUCCCAACAAGCUGCUGCUGUCCAGCGCGGCUCCUCCCCGCUGGGCAAGGGCACUGUUCUCACCAGAGAGGCACAAGCGCUCCGUCCCCUCCAGAGGCAGGCGCAGGGAAGAGAAAGGGGCUGUUGUUUUUCUCUCCUUGUUUCUCUCUCCCUCGCUGCUGAUCACCAUCAGAAAGCCCUGAUGGAAAAUCCUCCAGUGCUGGGCAGGCCCCUCCUCCGCCGGGGAGCUUGUCCUUGACAAAUUUUUCUUUGUCCCGAUGGGAAAAAGAGAGAGAGAGAGAAAGAAGAAAAAAAAAAAAAAAAAAAAAGGAAAGAAAAACCACAAACUUCCUUUAAAAGCAGCUUGUAGUCAGGGCCUGGAGUGCACGCUCCAGACUGGCGACUCAGGAAUCCAGAAGCCGCUCUGAGCGACCGAUCCGGAGCCCCUGGGCUGUGUCGCUGCCUGCCUGCACCCUCCUUCGGUGCCCCUGUCCUGGGCGUGAGUCCGGAAGUGGCCGUGACCCAGCCCUCACUGCGCGCGCGCGCUCGCUCGCAAACCUGUGUAAACCUAUAUCGCUCUGGCGUUGACAGCUGGACGGCAGCUCGCCGCGGUGGGUGCCCCUCCUGUGCCCACCUCCCCCACCCAGCUGCCAGAGCCGCGCCCGCCUUCUCGGUGCUGGGACUGCACCCACUUCUUUCAGGAUAAUUCCAGCUGGAGAGAAAGUAUAGGAUUUGAGGAGCUGAAAAGGAGGAGGGAAAGAAUGGAAUCCCGACUCACGGAAGCUGACUCCAUCUCAUGUCUUCAAUCUCAGCAGAAUCGUCCCUCCCAAGCCUGGAAGCCACAUGCCCUCACGCCCUUGUUGGUCCCAUCUGAUCACAGCAACUUACAGGUGGAGGACUCAGCCUAGAGCCCUUGCGUUGCCAGGAGCUGAGAGAGGCAUGUACUGCCCGUAGCCAGGAGUGACUGUGCAGACGCAGCCAGCCUGCCCUACUGCCUUCCUAUUCCAGGACUUUUCUGGCUCCUUUGCUUUCCAGCUCAAUGGUUUUCCUCUAAUUGGACAGUACCUUCCUUUGCCUACCAAGCCUGGCUUGGGCAAAUCCUUGAGUUUGGUGAACGACUUCAUUGCCCCCCAGCUGCCGUCUUUCCAGCCAUGGAACCCCGUCAUCCUGAGCAUCUGGCCCCUGAUGAGGCUAGGACAGCAGAAGCAGUCACCCCCACAAACCCGGAGGUGCUGCCAGGGCCAGAUGAGCACUGCCAGGCCGCAGAGGCCAAGGAGGCUGAGAGGGCAGCUGGAGAAAAGGAACCAGCAGAGCAGGCUUUGCCACCUGCCCAGGGCGAGGAUAAUCUGGAGUCCCCCCCACCUGAAGAUAGCUCCAGUCAACCUGGGCCAGCCCAUGAGACCUCACUUGAGAUAGAGACAAUAGGGGCGUGCUCCAGGCCCCAGGAGCUCCCCCCACCCCCCAGGGCCCGCCGGCCUGAGCUCGAUUUCUACUGCGUAAAGUGGAUCCCUUGGAAGGGAGAGCGGACGCCCAUCAUCACCCAGAGCACCAACGGCCCUUGCCCUCUCCUGGCCAUCAUGAACAUCCUGUUUCUGCAGUGGAAGGUGAAGCUGCCCCCGCAGAAGGAAGUGAUCACCUCAGAAGAGCUCAUGGCCCACCUUGGAAACUGCCUCCUGUCCAUCAAGCCCCAGGAGAAGUCAGAGGGACUUCAGCUUAAUUUUCAGCAGAAUGUGGACGAUGCAAUGACCGUGCUGCCCCGCCUGGCCACAGGUCUGGAUGUCAAUGUGCGGUUCACGGGCGUCUCCGAUUUUGAGUACACGCCCGAGUGCAGUGUCUUUGACCUGCUAGGCAUCCCUCUGUACCACGGCUGGCUGGUUGAUCCACAGAGCCCUGAAGCUGUGAGUGCAGUUGGGAAACUGAGUUACAACCAGCUGGUAGAGAAAGUCAUCACCUGCAAACACUCCAGCGACCCCAACCUGGUGACAGAAGGCCUGAUCGCCGAGCAGUUCCUGGAGGCCACGGCAGCCCAGCUGACGUACCAUGGACUGUGUGAGCUCACAGCAGCGGCCAAGGAGGGCGAGCUGAGCGUCUUCUUCCGAAACAACCACUUCAGCACUAUGACCAAGCACAAGAGUCACUUGUACCUAUUAGUCACCGACCAGGGCUUCCUACGGGAAGAGCAGGUGGUUUGGGAGAGCCUGCACAACGUGGACGGCGACAGCUGCUUCUGUGACUCGGAGUUCCACCUAAGUCACUCCCUGGGCAAGGGGUCCGGAGCAGGAGGUGGGAGCAGCUCCCCAGAGAAGCAGCUGCAGGUGGAUCAGGACUACUUGAUCGCCCUGUCCCUGCAGCAGCAGCAGCCGGCGCCGCAAGGCACACUGGGCCUCAGUGACUUGGAACUGGCCCAGCAGCUUCAGCAAGAGGAGUAUCAGCAGCAGCAGGGGGUUCAGUCCCUGCAGCCUCGGACCCCCGUCCCACAGGGCAGAGGAGCCGCAUCAGGCCGGCCAGCCGGGGAGCGGCGGCAGAGGCCCAAGCACGAGUCGGACUGUGUGGUGCUGUAGCUCUACCCGCGGCGUGCGGCUGAGCCAUCCCUGCCUCUCGGGGCGAUGGCUCCCAGGCUCACUCUCGGACCUCAGCCCCUGAGAUCCGCUGCAGGCUAACUUAUUUAUGCACCGCGGGCGUCCCAGCAAGUGGUGAAUGCCAAGGUCAGGCACACUCAUAUCCUUGCCCUCACAUGCUGCCACCUUCUCUUCCUCCCGUCCAGGGCAACACCAGGGUGGGUGGGGUGAGGACUUCUGGUUCCCACCUGCCUUGCCCAGAACACUCACAGAUAUGCAGACUCAGGCUCCACGGCGAGGCGCCCUGUCUGGAACGCAUCCCCCUACCUCUGCUCCCUGAUUCCCCUGGGCACUCCUGGCUCCCCAGCAGGCCUGUCUCAGGGUCUGGUUUGGGUUUCUAAGUCCCUUGUUUGUAAUGCCUUCCUAGGGGUUGGGGAAUAAAUCUUCUUUGCUGAGA